This is a messenger RNA of Motacilla alba alba, 5907 nucleotides long. RefSeq names its product spidroin-2-like. The transcript has 2 exons. Lineage: Eukaryota; Metazoa; Chordata; Aves; Passeriformes; Motacillidae. The record is from RefSeq and is a predicted model, not a curated record. Bases 2041 to 2748 code for a protein of 235 amino acids.
UGUGAGGUUUAUUGCCAGUUUCAUCUGCAGCUGAGAGCAAACAAACAGUGCCCAACACAACCUACCCAGGCCAGUGGCCAAUGUGGUAUGGCCCCAUACAGCCAAACAAUGUCAGAAUUCCAUUAAAACACAAUCAGCAAUACUUGUCAUUGGUGAGAUGUUCAAAUGCCAGCAUGUUCCCCAUCAGAGAGCUGGGGAAAAAAAUAUGGGGAAAAGGGUACUAAAAAGAGAAGUUUCUAAUUAAAUACCAGGCUUUAAGAGCAUGAGUAAGAACCACCAACUCAGGAAUGUGAGCAGAAGGAUGGAGGAUUACCAGAACUGAUGGCAUUAUGGACAGGAAUCCCUUUAAAGAAAGACAGUACUAUAUUUAGAAUAUUGUAUUUAAUUCAUCAACAAAACCACAAUAGUAACUAAUAUUUAUAACUACCCCCAAAUGGGCCUUCAAAUAAAUAUGAAAUUUUAUUAGCAUACACUUGUUUGUACCAGGCACAACAUACUCAGAGGAGCAAGCUCUAUAAUUUAAAAAAUACAGGUCAAAUCAGUUCUUUUAUUUUGAUUUUAAAGGGAAUAAUAUUUCUUUAACAGGAUCUGCUCUUGGAAAAGGAUCAAAUCUCUGCUACUCAAUAUUUCUUAAACAUCUAGAAAAUGGUUGGUGGUAAAUAAAUAGAAAAUGUAAUAAUCUUCCUAAGCUUAAAAAAUUAAACUUAUUUUUCCAAAGGGAAUACUCACUGGGGUAACCAGGCUGUUACAACAGCUAAACAGUUUGAGUGGCCCUGACAAUUCUCUUCCCACUCUCACUGUUGACUGCUAAUCUAAGUCAGAAAACUUGGCCCCGUAUCUCUUUCCAGAUAAAAGCCCAAUCAUAGAAACGAGGAGGGUGCUGGAAUAAAGGAUGCAAUUUUCUAUUACAUAUAUAAGUAGACACAUAGGACAAAGAGAACUCAGUAUGUUCAGCUGACGCCAACCUGUGUAACUCUGGCUUUAGCCUGCUUUUCUGAAUGACCAAGCCUUGUGCAGUCAAACCCUGUGUGAGAGCCCUUACUAAUAAAUAACAUGUUCAUUCAGGGAGGGUCAUGUUCCUGAAAGGGCUGUGACGCUUCACCUAUACAGGAGAGAAAUAAUGUAUGGGCUUCUGGCAGGCCUGCAAGCCCUGCCUCUUCUCCAGCCUUCCUCACAAGUCUGCAGCACACACAUUUUGCAACUCUCUUAGGACAUGAGGUGACUCUGCCUGCUGGCAGCAAAGCUGGGAGCAAAGCUGGCAGCAAAGCUGGCAGCCAGAUCUGCUCCUCCCCUGCGGGCUCGCUGGCACCUCUGCCUUGUGAACAGAAAGGGAGAGUGGCAUUUCUGUUCUGUGGAAAAUGCCAGUGUGAGUUCCCUGCCUACUGGGAGGAAUCCAUGCCAAACACCAGCAUUAGGAAUGCCUCAGCAGUGGUGAAUUAUUCAAUAUUAUUCCAGUACAAUAUUAUUCUUCAAAACUUGGAGUUGUAACAGAUCAGGUUUCAGUACCAGCCUCCACAAAAAGCUUAAGUCGAAGCAGUCGUGCUUACCGAAAAUCAAGUUUCUGGCCCGCUGGGAACUGAUCAGUACAAAGCUGGUAACAUGAGCUGAAGAUGAUGGGGCAGGGAACGGGCACAGAAAUGCUCUGAAGGAAGGUGACAGUGUGUGAGUUGUGGCACAGUGCCUGCCAGCGCACCUGGCCUGUGCUGGACCUGGCACAGACAGGAGCAGGUCAGAGGGUUUCUAUGGUCUUUAGCAAAUGUGAGACGAUAUUAAGGGGAAAGUUGAGUCUUUGUUCCUUUCCCAGUCUUUUGUAUCAUGCAGAGCACAAAAACUUUGACAUCAGAUUUGAUUACUUCAAGCAUUUAAGAAGUUGAGAAACUCAAGUGAUGCACUGGUAUCUGCCAAUCAGCUUGUCCUGGGAACAGCUGAAGGAAUCCCGCAUGUGUGUGUGUGUCUGUGGAAGUUUAUAACCAACCACGGUGAAAGAAAGUGGAAGGUUUAUUAUUUUCUGGAUAGCGAAUAGUACCGGCAAUCCCCGGGAUGCGGGAGCCCGGGCAGUGGCAGCGGCAGUCCCCGGGAUGCGGGAGCCCGGGCAGUGGCAGCGGCAGUCCCCGGGAUGCGGGAACACGGGCAGUGGCAGCGGCAGUCCCCGGGAUGCGGGAGCCCGGGCAGUGGCAGCGGCAGUCCCCGGGAUGCGGGAGCCCGGGCAGUGGUACCGGCAAUCCCCGGGAUGCGGGAGCCCGGGCAGUGGCAGUGGCAGUCCCCGGGAUGCGGGAGCCCGGGCAGUGGCAGCGGCAGUCCCCGGGAUGCGGGAGCCCGGGCAGUGGCAGCGGCAAUCCCCGGGAUGCGGGAACACGGGCAGUGGCAGCGGCAGUCCCCGGGAUGCGGGAACACGGGCAGUGGCAGCGGCAGUCCCCGGGAUGCGGGAGCCCGGGCAGUGGCAGCGGCAGUCCCCGGGAUGCGGGAACAUGGGCAGUGGUACCGGCAAUCCCCGGGAUGCGGGAGCCCGGGCAGUGGUACCGGCAAUCCCCGGGAUGCGGGAGCCCGGGCAGUGGUACCGGCAAUCCCCGGGAUGCGGGAGCCCGGGCAGUGGCAGUGGCAGUCCCCGGGGUGCGGAGGGAGCGGGGCGCGUGCUCGGUGUCCCGGCAGAGCCGCCCGGUGGCCGCAGGGUGCAUUGCAGGGUAUCCCGAGCCUCCGGCCGCGCCGGGAAUGCCGGAGGGGCGAGGAAAGGGCGUGGAACAAACCUGAAGAGCGGGAUCUGCCUGAGGGGUUUGAUAAACAGAACUUCAGGGCAGGAUGCACGGGCAACCUGCUGGAAAACCUGAGAUCUGUUGAAGGCUGAAACUUUUUGCAUGAAAGGAGGAAAAUACAUUGUUUGCAUUGUCCCUGUCAAAUGAGGAUCGAAGCCUCUGUCCCAAGAGUGAACCAGGGAACUUCAGAGCUUCUGCAGCUGAUCUUCCAGACUUGUUGAGGACCUGUCCCUGUGCAGCUGCAGUAAGAGCUUGGACAGUGUCUAAAUGUGUAACUGUGAAUUCAGAUUUGGCUUCUGUUCUCUCCGAGCUCUCUUAAUAUUUCUAUUCCUAGGUCUAACAGCAGUAUCCUGUGUUUGCACAUAAAGUAAGCAGUGUACAUCUAGUAACUACAGGCUUUGAAAUUUGGUCUGUAAGGUUCCAAUACAGACCUAUCCUUUGGGCAGACAUGAACUGUCAACUAUUUGUAAUUAUCUUGCUGACAGAAGUAUUGUGUGGGUACCUGUUCUUGCAGCUGAGAAAAGCAAACUCUACACAGAGGGGAUACUGACAGGUAUGAGCAGAGCUAAAUCUCAGGCAGAGGAUGGGUGCAGUAAAUAUAUACUCAUUUCAGAGCUGUUCUAUGAUGCUAUGAAGCUUGUUUAUGUAAUCAGAUAACUGAAAUAAUUUCAACCCUCCCCUUAAUGAAGGUUCAUGCCUCAACAAAAACAAAAGCUCAUGCAGGGCUCAGACUGACAGGCUAGUGGGUGAUGAUUACUUUUCCAAGAUUUUUCUGUCUGUGGGAAAAGAAAGAAGUAAGACCACAGAUGACAGGAGACAUCAGAAAUAGGUUCAGGAGCUCUGGGAUAGAGCAGUUCCCGGAGCAGGAACAACAUUCAGGAAAUCAAGAAACUGUUGUUUGAAGAAAUGGUCUCCCGUUGUUUGACAGAUUUCCUCUGCAUCCAAGGAACUUUUAAAAUAAGCAUCAUUCAGAAACACCUGACUGUAUCAUAAUUUCCUCAUUCCUAAUGAACACAAUCUGCAAAGUUCUGCUUUAACUCUCUGACAAUCAGGUCAAGAGGGGGAUUACAAAUUUUCAGCCAUUUCUGUUUAAGGCUGGAUUUCUGUUAGUGGUCUGUAAGAACAAGAUUUCCUAGUGUGUUGUCAAUCUUCUGACCUAUCCAGUUGCCACUUUUUACUUCUGCUACAACCCUUCAAAAUAAGCUCUGGACUCGGAAACAGGAUAGUUUGCUCUAAGUCUCUCUUUUAAUCUUCCUUUCUCACCUCUCCUUUUCUUUACAAAUAAUUUCUUUACUUGUAUGUUCAAAGAAAAAACUUGCAUUAAUUUCGACUAGGAGAGCAAUAUUUAGAAUUCUUUUUACAGUGUUGUGCUCCUGGCUUUUGUAAACAAUAAUAGAGAGCAAUUUAAAAGAUAAUUUAAAUGCCAGUGCUCUGGCAGGGCAGGCUGAGGAUAUUCCAAAUCCACAAAGAAAUGUAGUUUAAAUCUGCAUGCAGAUUGGUAAAAAUACAGUACUGGUUUACUGAUUUUAUGAAAUACUUGUGUGGAAAACACUGUGCUUGUUAUUAAAAAAACCCAAAAGGCAACCAGCCAAAAAAGCCCAAACUGUACAAGAAUGUUGUUAUAUCUGGAGUGGUUUUUUUCUUGCAAACCCUGCCAUUUCAGUUUGUGCUAGCAGGCACUGCUAGUUUGUUAUACAGGGAGAUGGACUCACACUGUCUUGCAAGGAGAAUGGAACCUCUUUGAAGUUUUCUAAAGUUUCUCUCUUUCUGCCUCAGAGGACACAGUGCAGCUGCUGUGACAGUGAGGCUCAGAGCUGUCACAUCUCCAGGCAGCUUAGAGCCGUCACAGGCUGUGCCAGAGCAGCUCUUUGCUACUGCUGCUGCUCUUCCUAACAUCUCUAAAUAUACUAAAGGAUCUAAAGAACUGCACAUUUUAGGGAAGAAUAUGUAAAUCUGCUCCAACCCUUUUCUGUCCUCCUUACUAUGUCACUUCCUCAUGUAAGACUCUUGUUUUCUUUGGAAAACUUUCCUUUCACCUCUCAAAAAAAAAAUUGCCUUACAUGUUUUGUCUUGGUGUUCUCUAGAUGCAUGGGCCAGGACCAGGUGUGAGUCUGUGGUUAUAAAACCAGUUUCAUGCACAAAGCAGCACGACUCAGCUUUGUUCUCUGAAAAACCAUGAGAAGGCAGAUGUCAGGGUAGAUGACUGAAAAAUAAAGUCAGUGCUGGUAAUUGUGUUCAUUUUCAACAACCAUCAGUGAUCUGAAGACUAGAAACUUUUUUUUUUUUUUUUCUCAAAGUGGUAGAUGAGGUCUUGGUGUAUGAAUUAGGUUCCAGAACUGGAACCAAAUAUUGCAGUAAUUUUUCCUCAGCUCUGGUAAAGUUAGCUUUGUUACUUUCCAUCUCUUUAAUAACCUCCCAGCCUUGGGCACGUGAGAGAGUUUUUGGCCAUCCCGUUGGUGUGGUUUUGGGACUGCAGUCAGUGGGAAGGCAGUCAAACAGAGAAAAGCCUGCCCUAAGUUACACCCUCCUACUGCAAAGGCAGCUGCCAUGCACCAGUCAGUUCCAGCACUGAGAUCAUUAAUUCUGCUACUGAUAAAGUGCCACCACUAAAGGUUCUAUCUUUAACGAACAAAGCAAUCCCUUUCACUUCCAGCCAAAGACAGCUAUAUAUUAUUAGUUCACUGGAGACAUGGGUUUUUUUUCAAUAUUUAUCAUACUAUAAACACAAACAGCACACCUCAGAAUACUGCAGGACACUACGAAUUAACUGUGCUUUUUCAUCAUAUUUGUAUAGUGUAUUAUGUUAAUUGUUUAGAUUUAAGGCAAGCUUUUUGAUAAGGUGGGUUAUUUAUUCCAUGUAUUUAACUUCUAAGUAGCUUGAAGGAAAAAGUCCUCCCAUUACAGGGGACAAAGAAAACCAAUUAAAAAAAACCCCAACACAUUAAUUUUAAAGCAAAUAGUACCUAUAUGAGGCAGAAAUUAUGUAUGGCAGAAAUUAUUCUAUCAACUAAAAUACAUGUUCAUGGCUCCACUAUAAAUAUGAAUAUGCAGCAGCACUGAUGCCUCUGGCACUGUCACCUAAUUCAGUCACAACUAAACCAUUGUGAUGACAACUCUCAUUUGGGAAACUUCAAAAGUUAUUGGAACAAUAAUUGUG